Nezara viridula (southern green stink bug) is the source of this 318-nucleotide messenger RNA. The record is from the annotation of a GenBank genome assembly. NCBI's taxonomy places the organism in Eukaryota, Metazoa, Arthropoda, Insecta, Hemiptera, Pentatomidae.
AUGUCAGACGACGGAUCCACUACUGUUGAAAAGAAGAGGGGGCGCCCUAAGAAUACUGAGGAGUCUUCUCCAAAAGAAGCUAAAAAAAGAGGUCGUCCUGCCUCUGAUAAGAAAGAGAAGAAGGAUGAAGGUGAAGCACCUGCAAAGCGUGGCCGUGGUAGACCAAAGGGCUCUGUAAAAAAAGGAAAAACAAAAACCAAGGCCAAGACAACUGGUAGCACUGGCAGAGGGCGUGGUCGGCCAUCUAAAAAGGAAGAAAAGAAAGCAGAUUCUGCUGAGGAGGAAGAUGAAGAGGAUGAAGAUAAUGAUGACAAUUGA